Molecule: messenger RNA, 544 nt
Organism: Malaya genurostris
Lineage: Eukaryota; Metazoa; Arthropoda; Insecta; Diptera; Culicidae
Exons: 2
Coding region: 121-525 (134 amino acids)
Source: RefSeq, a predicted model, not a curated record
GAACUGCGAGCAAUUGAUGUAAUGGAUCAAAUAACACAAAAGAAAACAAACAAACGAUCUACUUGUAAAACCUCUAAUUAAAUCAUUAACUAGUAGUAUAGUGAAAAAUAAACCAUAAUAAUGGCUAAUACACCUAUUCACGAACAAAAACUAGCAAAAGCUUUUCAGCAAAAUUCGAACAUGCACCAUAUCGAUACUGUCAAAACUAUCACUGCUGAUACGAAACCAGAAGAUCUUACGGAAGCACAAAAGCAAGCUUUCAUAGCGAUGAUGCGUAUGGCCAUAGAUCCUCAUGAACGAAACUGGACCAAGCGUUUAAAAAAAUUGAACGAAAAAAAUCAACAAUUUCCGCACACCGUUCCUUCUAAUCCUAAACGCCGCAGGUUGAGGAAAAAAAUAGCAAAAAUGCGAGCCAAAAAACAAUUUCCACUUCACGCGGAAGUUCGGUCGGAUCCUGCACGACGGUAUGGAUUCAUACCGAAAUCCCAGAAGAAAACAGAUCUGGCAGAUUAUGCUAAAGUGUGAAUAAACAUACAUUAAGUUA